GACCUCGCUGGAUCUCGAUUCGAACACGUUGGUUGAUGAUUUCAGCCACGUCGUCGUGUACACGGUGUCCGAGCUGGUCGAGCAGACGACACCGGCCUUUGCUGAAAUCGUCGAUAAGGGUCUCACAGCUAGGGAGGCAGUGUUCCAAGACCUAGACCUGGAUGCUACGGACAUCGGAGGGCCGUUGGCAUGGAAUUUGACGGGGAACACGUCAGACUUGACGCAGAUCACGCAUUAUGCCAUCUACUUCGGCUGGGUGGAAGUGAUCUACGGGACUGCGAGCUCAACGACCACGAACAUCACGAACAUGUCGGAGGAAGAGUCUGUUGCUCCGAUCACGUCCACCACAGUGACCACGGUGACAGUAUCCACCAUAACAAGUACUUCGACAAGCACUGUGCCAGCCACUACAGUCAACGGCGCUGAUGACUCGGACGCUCCUGACAUAAGCGACGGCGCCAACCAGUCAGAUGACGACACGGGGUCCGUCAAUGAAUCCAAUGACAGCGAUGGCAACAUCUCCAAUGCCAGCGAAACAAGCGACUUCUACAAUGCAUCGCCAGAGACACCUGCUGAGCAGCAGGAUGGCAUGUGGCGCCUCCAGGACGAGGACAAUGAAAGUUACAACGAAAGUAACGACAGCAACUGGACCAACUUCUCGUUGCAGGUGGGGACAACGAGCACACUGCCCACCACCAUGACCUUGACAACGUCACUGGUCUACGUCAGAGGGCGAUUCAUCGAGGAGAUCUCGGCCUUCACUGGCGACCCUCCCGCGAUUCUCACCACCUACUUUCUGUCGGCAGAAGCUUUGCUGUCCAUGGCCAUUACAAUUGGCUGCUCUGGGUCCGGAUUGGUCUUGUGA
This is a messenger RNA of Symbiodinium necroappetens, 865 nucleotides long. NCBI's taxonomy places the organism in Eukaryota, Dinophyceae, Suessiales, Symbiodiniaceae. The record is from the annotation of a GenBank genome assembly.